AUGGCUUCGCGACCUGAAUUGAAGCUCGACGACGAAGGCGGCUUCAUCCGCUUCUUCAAGUCACUACCAUCAGUUAACGAUGAUACAAUCCGUAUUUUUGAUCGAGGCGACUGGUACACUUCCCACGGAGAAGAUGCCAUGUUUAUUGCCAAAACCGUAUACAAGACCACCUCCGUUGUACGACAGCUCGGCCGAAACGAUCACACCGGACUCCCCUCAGUCACAAUGACCAUGACCGUGUUCCGGCAAUUCCUUCGAGAAGCUUUGCUCAAACUGGGCAAGCGGAUAGAAAUCUGGCAGAGCGCUAGUGGACGAAUGAACUGGAAGUGCGUUAAGCAGGCAUCCCCUGGUAACCUGCAAGAUGUCGAGGAUGAUUUGGGUGGACAGAUUGAGUCUGCACCAAUGAUUCUUGCGGUCAAGAUCUCAGCCAAGGCUUCUGAAGCCCGCAACAUUGGUGUCUGCUUCGCCGAUGCUAGUGUUCGAGAGUUGGGAGUCAGCGAGUUCCUUGACAACGACCUAUACUCCAACUUUGAGGCUCUUCUUAUCCAGCUUGGUGUCCGGGAGUGCCUGGUUCAAAUCGACAAGAGUGAAAAGGAGAAGGACCCUGAGCUGGCUAAGUUGAAGAAGAUCAUUGAUAACUGCGGCGUGGCCAUUGCCGAGCGGCCAAGCGGCGACUUUGGCACCCGAGAUAUCGAGCAAGAUCUCGCUCGUCUACUGAAAGACGAGCGAUCAGCUACUCUCCUCCCCCAGACAGACCUCAAGCUGGCCAUGGGUUCUGCCGCUUCUCUUAUCAAGUACCUCGGCGUACUCCAAGAUCCAUCCAACUUUGGCCAGUACCAGCUCUACCAGCAUGAUCUGGCUCAGUUCAUGAAGUUGGAUGCUGCUGCUCUCAAGGCUCUCAAUCUCAUGCCAGGCCCACGGGAUGGCUCUAAAACCAUGAGCGUCUAUGGCGUUCUCAACCACUGCAAGACCCCUGUGGGCAGCCGGCUUUUGGCCCAAUGGCUGAAGCAGCCCCUGAUGAGCAAGCAAGAGAUCGAGAAGCGUCAGCAACUGGUGGAAGCCUUUUACGUCGACACCGAGCUCCGCCAGACCCUACAAGAGGAGCAUCUGCGCUCCAUCCCCGAUCUCUACCGACUGUCCAAGCGAUUCCAGCGCGGCAAGGCAAACUUGGAAGACGUUGUCCGUGCGUACCAGGUUGUGAUCCGUCUCCCUGGCUUCAUUGGCACAUUCGAAGGUGUCAUGGACGAAAACUACAAGGAUCCUCUUGAUGAGGCUUACACCACCAAGCUUCGUGACCUGUCAGAUAGUCUGGGCAAGUUGCAAGACAUGGUUGAGCAGACAGUCGACCUGGAUGCUCUGGAUCGCCAUGAGUACAUCAUCAAGGCCGACUUUGACAAGGGCUUGCGCAUCAUCCGCAAGAAGCUCGAUCAACUCGACUCGGAUAUCCGGGCUGAGUUUUUGUCCUCAGCAAGGGACCUCGGUCAGGAGCCUGACAAGAAGAUCUUCCUUGAGACCAACCACAAGGUCCACGGUGUAUGCAUGCGCCUCACCCGACAGGAGGCUGGCUGCAUUCGAAACAAGUCCGGCUACCAGGAGUGCUCUACACAGAAGAACGGCGUCUACUUUACCACCAAGAAGAUGCAGGCAUACCGCCGGGAGCAUGACCAACUAUCACAAAACUACAACAGGACCCAGAGCAGUCUUGUUCACGAGGUAGUCCAGGUCGCCUCAUCGUACUGCCCAGUUCUAGAACGCCUUGCCGGUGUACUUGCUCACCUCGACGUUAUCGUCUCGCUGGGACACGCUGCGGUUCAUGCCCCUGAAUCGUAUGUGCGACCCAAGAUUCAUGCUCGCGGUGAGGGCCAAACAAUUCUGAAGGAAGCCCGACACCCCUGCAUGGAGCUGCAGGAUGAUGUCCAGUUUAUCACCAAUGAUAUCGAGCUCACUCGCGACAAGUCGUCGUUCCUUAUCAUCACUGGCCCCAACAUGGGUGGCAAGUCGACGUACAUCCGACAAACGGGCGUCAUUGCUCUCAUGGCUCAAGUGGGAUGCUUCGUGCCCUGUAGUGAGGCCGAACUUACCAUCUAUGACUCGAUCCUGGCGCGUGUUGGUGCCAGUGAUUCACAGCUCAAGGGCGUCUCGACAUUCAUGGCCGAGAUGCUGGAGACGGCCAACAUCCUCAAGUCGGCCACCGCGGACUCCCUGAUCAUUAUUGAUGAGCUCGGCCGUGGUACGUCGACGUACGACGGAUUUGGUCUGGCAUGGGCCAUCUCUGAGCACAUUGUUAAGGAGAUUGGCUGCUCGGCCAUGUUUGCCACACAUUUCCACGAACUCACAGCCCUGGCGGACCAGUACCCCCAGGUACAGAACCUCCAUGUGACGGCGCACAUCGGCGGCACUGGCGGUGUAGUCUCCGAGGCUGACGCUAAACGGGAGGUGACGCUACUGUACAAGGUAGCUCCGGGCGUGUGCGACCAGAGCUUCGGCAUCCACGUCGCUGAGCUGGUGAGAUUCCCGGACAAGGUGGUGCGUAUGGCGAAGCGCAAGGCAGAUGAACUCGAGGACUUUACGACCAAACACGAGGACCUUGCGCUGCAGUACAGCAAGGAGGACGUGGAACAGGGUAGUGCUAUGCUGAAGCGGGUGCUGGUGGAGUGGAAGGAGAAGGUGAAUCAGGGCAACAUGAGCCGUGAGGAGCAAGUGGCGGCCCUCAAGGAGCUCGUCGGAGCGAAUGCCGAUCUUCAGGCCAACCCGUUCUUUCAGUCGGUCAAGGCUCUGUAA
Fusarium keratoplasticum is the source of this 2781-nucleotide messenger RNA. RefSeq names its product DNA mismatch repair protein msh-2. The transcript has 3 exons. Gene Ontology annotation, cellular component: MutSalpha complex; nucleus. Lineage: Eukaryota; Fungi; Ascomycota; Sordariomycetes; Hypocreales; Nectriaceae. The record is from RefSeq and is a predicted model, not a curated record. Gene Ontology annotation, biological process: mitotic recombination; mismatch repair. The coding region runs from base 1 to 2781 and encodes 926 amino acids. Gene Ontology annotation, molecular function: mismatched DNA binding; ATP-dependent DNA damage sensor activity; ATP binding.